UUUUAGGCGCGACCGAACACACCAAGGAUUCACGUGAAGCGACGCACACUUCGCUUCUCUUCUAUUACUCUCCCUCCCUCCCGACUCGGAGGCCACAGCGCUCCUCCGGAACGGUGGUGCCAUGAAGGAGACGCCGUUAUCUAACUGCGAGAGGCGUUUCCUGCUCAGAGCCAUAGAGGAAAAGAAGCGCCUUGAUGGUAGACAGACCUAUGACUACAGAAACAUCAAAAUUUCAUUUGGAACAGAUUAUGGCUGUUGUAUUGUGGAACUCGGGAAAACAAGAGUUCUUGGGCAAGUUUCCUGUGAACUUGUUUCUCCAAAGCUCAAUCGGGCAACAGAGGGUAUUCUUUUCUUUAACCUUGAACUCUCUCAGAUGGCCGCUCCAGCUUUUGAACCUGGCAGGCAGUCAGAUCUCUUGGUGAAGUUGAAUCGACUUUUGGAAAGAUGUCUAAGAAAUUCAAAGUGUAUAGACACUGAAUCUCUCUGUGUUGUUGCUGGAGAAAAGGUCUGGCAAAUCCGUGUGGAUCUUCAUUUGUUAAAUCAUGAUGGAAAUAUUAUUGAUGCUGCCAGCAUUGCAGCAAUUGUGGCAUUGUGUCACUUCAGGAGACCUGAUGUGUCUGUCCAAGGUGAUGAGAUUACCCUGUACGCAUUGGAAGAACGAGAUCCUGUACCUUUGAGUAUCCACCACAUGCCCAUCUGCAUCAGUUUUGCCUUCUUCCAGCAAGGAACUUACUUAUUGGUAGACCCCAAUGAACGAGAGGAACGUGUCAUGGAUGGCCUUCUUGUGAUCGCCAUGAACAAACACCGUGAGAUUUGUACCAUCCAGUCCAGUGGUGGGAUCAUGUUGCUCCAAGACCAGGUUCUGAGAUGCAGCAAAAUUGCUGGUGUGAAGGUGGCAGAGAUCACAGAACUCAUACAGAAAGCCUUGGAGAAUGACAAGAGAGUGAGGAAAGAAGGUGGAAAAUUUGGCUUUGCAGAAUCGAUAGCAAACCAAAGGAUCACAGCUUUCAAAAUGGAAAAGGCCCCUGUUGAUACAUCAGAUGUGGAAGAGAAAGCAGAAGAAAUUAUAGCUGAAGCUGACCCUCCUUCAGAGGCUGUUUCUAAACCAGUGUUAUGGACUCCUGGCACUGCCCAGAUUGGAGAAGGGAUAGAGAGUUCCUGGGGCGAUUUAGAAGAAGAGGAGGAUGAGGAUGAAGGUGGCAGUGAUGAUGUCACCAUUCUUGACAGUGUCAAAAUGGAAACAGAAGACCAGAAUGUUGGGAACCACAUCACUGAUGAUACACCUAUCGUUCUGUCAGAUAGUGAAGAAGAUGAAAUUAUCAUUUUAGAACCAGGAGAAAAUCCAAAGAAAACAAGGAUACAGUCUAACAACUCCAAACAGGAAAAAGCCUCAAAUAAAAAAGCAAUUAGAAAGAAAAAGAAGAAGAAGGCUGCUAACUAAAGCUUCCAAAAUACAUUACUGGAAAGUACAUUUAGGACUUGUUGCGUAUUUUUACAUGUAUUUUUCUUGAUUUAAAAUAAAGUAUCUAGAAAACA
Molecule: messenger RNA, 1536 nt
Organism: Antechinus flavipes (yellow-footed antechinus)
Lineage: Eukaryota; Metazoa; Chordata; Mammalia; Dasyuromorphia; Dasyuridae
Gene: EXOSC9
Product: exosome component 9
Exons: 12
Coding region: 122-1441 (439 amino acids)
Biological process (GO): nuclear polyadenylation-dependent rRNA catabolic process; U4 snRNA 3'-end processing; U5 snRNA 3'-end processing
Cellular component (GO): nuclear exosome (RNase complex); cytoplasmic exosome (RNase complex)
Source: RefSeq, a predicted model, not a curated record